ACUGGCUCUUUCAUCUGAGGGAAGCAUCAGACAGACAUAUAAGUCAAUCCACUGAGGUAAAUGAAGGAGAAGAUCAUAGCACUGGAUAGUGCAGGAUAGGAUAUCAUUCAAGGACCUCCACAGGAACCUGCAAUGAGACAGAGAAGCGAUUCAGAUCAGGAUUACAGAUCAAACACUGGAGUAAAGAUACAAACACACAACCAGUGAAUUCAAGUGGACAACUGAAUAACUGUGUCCACGCUACAGAAUAAGCAUUGGUUCAGAGUGCUAGAACCUCGGGCUAAAACACACUGGACUAAACUGAAAACCAGAGGUUGAUCUACUAUUGAGCUAAACUACUGCUGAGAGCUGAGCAUGCCAGAGGAGGGUAUGGAGGACAACAAGGUGGGAGAGGAGAGACCCAAGUGGAACAACAAGGCAGAGUACCUGCUGACCUGCAUUGGCUUCGCUGUGGGGCUGGGGAACGUGUGGCGCUUCCCCUACCUCUGCCAGAUUUACGGAGGGGGUGCGUUUCUGAUCCCCUACCUGAUAGCCCUGGUGUUUCAGGGUCUGCCUCUGCUCUACUUGGAGCUGGCUAUAGGACAGAGGCUCCGCAUGGGCAGCAUCGGAGUCUGGAACUCCAUAUCACCCUACCUGGGAGGAGUAGGUGUAGCCUCUAUGGUGGUGUCCUUCUGUGUGAGUCUGUUCUACAACACUAUCGUGGCCUGGGUCCUCUGGUACCUCUUCAACUCCUUCCAGGAACCCCUGCCCUGGAGCCAAUGUCCCCUCAACCACAACAACACAGGGUACGUGGAGGAGUGUGUAGAAAGCACGCCGGUCAACUACUUCUGGUACCGUCAGACCCUGAACAUCACUCCUAACAUGGAGACCAGUGGCUCUCUACAGUGGUGGAUGGUGGUCAGCUUAGCUACCGCCUGGUCUAUCGUUUACAUCUGUUUUAUCAGGGGGAUCGAGACCAUCGGCAAGGCUGUGUAUGUAACAGCAACAUUCCCCUACCUGGUACUAACUAUCUUUCUGGUGAGAGCCCUGACCCUACCUGGAUCAUCUGAAGGUCUAAUGUAUCUGUUCACACCUGACUGGGAGAUCCUGAAGGACCCGCAGGUAUGGCUGGAUGCUGCUACUCAGAUCUUCUUCUCUCUGUCAGUGGCCUUUGGUGGACUCAUCUCAUUCUCCAGUUACAACAGCCAGAAGAAUAACUGUGAAAGGGAUGCUGUUUUAGUGGGGGUUAUAAACAGUGCUACAUCAAUCUAUGCCUCCAUCCCCAUCUUUGCCAUCCUGGGAUUCAAGGCCCACACCAACUAUGUCACCUGUCUGAAUGGUAACAUCUUAGCACUGACCAAUGAGUUUGAUAUUGGCGACAUGAACAUAACAGUUGAAAACUACGAGCAGUGGUUUGACUCUUUAAAUGGGACACAACCAUCUCGAGUGUCCGAUCUCAACCUGAAGACAUGCGACCUGCAAACCUUCUUGGAUCAGAGUGCGUCUGGUACUGGGUUAGCGUUCAUCGUGUUCACAGAAGCGGUGAUAUCGAUGCCUGGCUCUCAGGUGUGGGCUGUGCUCUUCUUCAUCAUGCUGUUCAGUCUGGGUCUGUCCUCCAUGUUUGGUAAUCUGGAGGGCGUCCUCACGCCCCUUCAUGACCUCAAACUGGUGCCCAAGUGGAUGCCCAAUGAGCUCUUCACAGGAUUGAUCUGCCUGGUAUCGUUCCUGGUGGCUCUGAUAUUCACUAUGGCUUCAGGGAACUACUGGUUGGAGAUUUUUAACAGUUACGUGGGCUCUGUACCUCUCCUCAUCAUCGCCUUCUUUGAGAUCAUCGCUGUGGCAUACAUCUACGGAAUAGGACGGUUCAGUGAUGACUUGGAGUUCAUGACAGGACAUAGACCCAACAUCUUCUGGAAAGUCUGCUGGUUGGUCAUCAGCCCUCUGAUGCUGUUGGUGGUGUUGGUGGCGUACGUUGCCGUCCAGGCCCAGACACACCCCACCUACCCAGCAUGGAAUCCUGACUAUGUGAACUUCCCCGAAACAGAGGUUCUGCCGUAUCCAGACUGGGUGUUUGCCAUCUGUGUCCUGCUGUCUUCAGUACCAGUUAUCUCCAUCCCCCUGGUGGCCAUCUACAGACUCAUCUGCUGCAUGUCAGGAAGACACUCUAAUGACAGUCUCCACAACGAUCUGAAUCCUUAUGCCAACGAAGGCUACGUUGUAGAGAGCUAGAACCUAAAGACACUCUAUUUCGAUCUAUCCUCAUCUGAGCAACAUUGUAAAACAACGCUGAGGUGAAAUAAUUGCCUCACAUCAACUGACCUUGACAUUCCUUACACUCAUGAAUCAAAAGGGUGUUUAUUUGUUUUUAUUUUGUAAUAAUGAAGGACGGACGAUCGGUUGCACUUGAAUUGGACAGUGAUUCUUUUUUUAAAUGUCUCCAGGAGUAGUUUUUUUUUGUCUUUUGGGUGACACAAAGAGGAUUGAAGAGCUGAGAAUCGGUGAAUGUGGAUUUGUUGGUCAAAGUAUUGAUUUUUUUUGUAUUUGUUUUCUCACACAGAACAUAAAGAUUAGAGCUAAUGUAAACAGCAUAGAGCUUUCAGUGUAAAGAUAGUGUCUAUGCCAUUAUGUUUUCUACUGGAAAUGAAAUUACAUCUGUGAUAGCAAAUGUUCUUCCUUAUUUCUUUCAUAGGACCUACCACUCCUAAACCAUAAACAUUAGAGAUAAUACAGCAAUUGGAUGGAGAAUAAACCUAGGCGUUGAAACCACAGUAUGACAGCAUGAAAAGAUACUUUUAGUUUUACCAAAGCACAAAACAUAAAUAACUUUGUAAUUACAUAUUGCUAGUGUGCUAUAUUACUUAUAUAAAUAUAUACUUUAUUUCAGUCACACAUCACUGACACAUAGCCUAGUAGACCAAUCUGUUUGCACUUUAGCUAGCUAACUCCUCUGUCCUGUCUGUUGUCAUGGCACUUUAGCUAGCUAACCCUUCUGUCUUGUCCGUUGUCAUGGCACUUUAGCUAGCUAACUCCUCUGUCCUGUCUGUUGUCAUGGCACUUUAGCUAGCUAACUCCUCUGUCCUGUCCGUUGUCAUGCCACUUUAGCUAGCUAACUCCUCUGUCCUGUCUGUUGUCAUGGCAAUUUAGCUAGCUAACUCCUCUGUCCUGUCCGUUGUCAUGGCACUUUAGCUAGCUAACUCCUCUGUCCUGUCUGUUGUCAUGGCACUUUAGCUAGCUAACGCCUCUGUCCUGUCUGUUGUCAGGGCAAUUUUAACUAGCUAACUCCUCUGUCCUGUCUGUUGUCAUGGCACUUUAGCUAGCUAACCCUUCUGUCCUGUUUGUUGUCAUGGCACUUUAGCUAGCUAACCCCCCCUUCCUGGCCGUUGUCAUGGCACUUUAGCUAGCUAACUCCUUUGUCCUGUUUGUUGUCAUGGCACUUUAGCUAGCUAACUCCUCUGUCCUGUCUGUUGUCAUGGCACUUUAGCUAGCUAACCCUUCUGUCUUGUCUGUUGUCAUGGCACUUUAGCUAGCUAACUCCUCUGUCCUGUCUGUUGUCAUGGCACUUUAGCUAGCUAACUCCUCUGUCCUGUCUGUUGUCAUGGCACUUAACUAGCUAACUCCUUUGUCCUGUCUGUUGUCAUGGCACUUUAGCUAGCUAACUCCUCUGUCCUGUCCGUUGUCAUGCCACUUUAGCUAGCUAACUCCUCUGUCCUGUCUGUUGUCAUGGCAAUUUAGCUAGCUAACUCCUCUGUCCUGUCCGUUGUCAUGGCACUUUAGCUAGCUAACUCCUCUGUCCUGUCUGUUGUCAUGGCACUUUAGCUAGCUAACUCCUCUGUCCUGUCUGUUGUCAGGGCAAUUUUAACUAGCUAACUCCUCUGUCCUGUCUGUUGUCAUGGCACUUUAGCUAGCUAACCCUUCUGUCCUGUUUGUUGUCAUGGCACUUUAGCUAGCUAACCCCCCCUUCCUGGCCGUUGUCAUGGCACUUUAGCUAGCUAACUCCUUUGUCCUGUUUGUUGUCAUGGCACUUUAGCUAGCUAACUCCUCUGUCCUGUCUGUUGUCAUGGCACUUAACUAGCUAACUCCUUUGUCCUGUCUGUUGUCAUGGCACUUUAGCUAGCUAACUCCUCUGUCCUGUCUGUUGUCAUGGCACUUCAGCUAGCUAACUCCUCUGUCCUGUCUGUUGUCAUGGCACUUUAGCUAGCUAACUCCUCUGUCCUGUCUGUUGUCAUGGCACUUUAGCUAGCUAACUCCUCUGUCCUGUCUGUUGUCAUGGCAUUUUAGCUAGCUAACCCUUCUGUCCUGUCCGUUGUCAUGGCACUUUAGCAAGCUAACUCCUUUGUCCUGUCUGUUGUCAUGGCACUUUAGCUAGCUAACUCUUCUGUCCUGUCCGUUGUCAUGGCACUUUAGCUAGCUAACUCCUCUGUCCUGUCUGUUGUCAUGGCAAUUGCUAGAAAGAACGAAAUAUGACACACUUUGAUGCGAUGAAUCAACAGGACAAAGUCCAGAGAUAGAGAUGGGAGGAGGUUUUUGUCUUGUUGAUCUCACAUUCAAUCUUUAUAGAUUUUUUUACAUGGCAUGUUAAAGAGAGCUUUUUAUUAUCCUUAUCGCUCUACUGUUUUAUAUCAAUUUAAUGAUGUUUUGCCCUCUCUCUCUCUCAAAUGAUCUUGUGAAAGAGAUGUGUUUUAAUCAGGUUGUUUGUGCCAAGUCAAUGAUCUGCCAAACCUCAGCCCGCAUCAUCACUGCAUCCCUAGUUAGACCGUAACCUGGGAUGGUCAAAUAAACCAACCACGACCACUCUACGACUAUAAAUUACACCUGGUACUAAUUACGCUUGCUUUAAAGUACAUUGGUAUCAAAAAAUAAGGUAGAGCCAAAACAGAAUAUUAAAACAAAUCCUAAAUGUCCAUAUAUAAACAGAUGCAACAAGGCUCCUUCCUACCUGUGCUGUUCUUUGCAGAAACCCUGACACACUGCCGUGGUUAUUGGCCGUGGAGGAGGGGGCUGAGAUUCUCGACUAGGCCCGGAUGGCCUUGAAGUCCUCAGGUUUUUUUUGAGUGUGGCAGCCUGUCUGACUCGUGCUAGUCUGAAACCACCCAGCUUAUGAGAGCUAGAAUUGAACUAUGGUUUUUGCUUUCUAAUAACGAAGUCAAGUUUAACAAUUAACCCUAAUUUGUGUGUUAAAUGAAUAAUAAACACUAACUUUGCUCUCACAUCA
Messenger RNA from Salmo salar (Atlantic salmon), 5191 nucleotides. RefSeq names its product sodium-dependent neutral amino acid transporter B(0)AT1. The record is from RefSeq and is a predicted model, not a curated record. Gene Ontology annotation, cellular component: plasma membrane. Gene Ontology annotation, biological process: sodium ion transmembrane transport; amino acid transport; nitrogen compound transport. NCBI's taxonomy places the organism in Eukaryota, Metazoa, Chordata, Actinopteri, Salmoniformes, Salmonidae.